Messenger RNA from Opisthorchis viverrini, 3207 nucleotides. RefSeq lists its product as hypothetical. The coding region runs from base 1 to 3207 and encodes 1068 amino acids. The record is from RefSeq and is a predicted model, not a curated record. The transcript is spliced from 17 exons. Gene Ontology annotation, molecular function: protein binding. NCBI's taxonomy places the organism in Eukaryota, Metazoa, Platyhelminthes, Trematoda, Opisthorchiida, Opisthorchiidae. Gene Ontology annotation, biological process: protein transport to vacuole involved in ubiquitin-dependent protein catabolic process via the multivesicular body sorting pathway. Gene Ontology annotation, cellular component: endosome.
AUGGAGGCCGUUGAACGACGGGAGCAAACCCGGCACCGGAAGCUUGGGCGAACGCCUCGUUCCUGUGAACCAAUCCUUGAAUCCGUGAAACAACCAAUCAUAGCACUGAGACUCUUGCUAACCUGCGACUGCACUUUGAGUCCACUGCUGACUUUCUUUUCAAUGGCAUUCGUUGGUGUCCCAUGUCGGUCCUCCGCAGAUGUAGAGUUGAAAAGACCUAUCCGACUUUUUGUUGAAAAAACCUAUGGUUCGGCAACUUUAGAUGCUGUUUCCGCGUCAAUAGAGAAGCUUAAUGAUUUACGUAAAGGCACUAUUCAGAGGUUGCGUGAUCGAACGCUAUCCGCCGCCCAUCAGAUUGCCAAUUAUCAUGAUACUCUGUUGCUUUUGGAGCCUCGAGUAUCCAUGUGUGAGACGGAGGCUCGAAUUGAUUGGAAGUGGACCGAUAUAACGGGCAAGCAGAAAAAGCUCUGCACCAGUCAGUUUGAACGGGCGAAUUUAAUAUUUUGUUAUGCUGCCAUGCAUUCUCAAAUCGCGGAGUCCGCUGACACCAAAGAUGCUGCUGGUCUGAAACAGGCUGUUAUCUCACUGAAGCUUGCAGCGGGCGCCUUCGACUACUUGGCCUCUAAUUCCUCCAUGUUUGGAUCCUCAGGGGAUAACCUUGUCGAUAUACUAAGUACGUACUCAGUGGUCAUGCAGGCCCAAGCACAAGAAUGUGUUUUCCUCAAAGCCGAACAAGGUAAGCGGGUUUUUAAAGCAAACAUGCCGUCGGCAUUGGUCGCCAAGCUUGCUUCGAAAACGCGAGAACUCUACGAAGAUGGUCUCAAACGAUGUUCGGUAUCCAGUGUGAAACCGCACAUUCCUCGGGUAGGUGUCAUCUCUUAUGACUCACCGUUUUUCAUCAAGGAAUGGUCUAGCAGCCUUUCCAUGAAGGCCGGGCUGCAUGCCGCCCUUGCUCAAUACUACCAGUCCAAAGCUUGCCAGGAAGCUAAGGCUUUUGGAGAACAGGUUGCUCGUCUGACAGUGGCAUACGAACUUAUGAAACCGCUUAGUCGUUCUAGUUCAUUCCCCCGACCAGGAAUGGCGGAUCAGAUCAAGCGUGAACGCGAUGUGGCUGUGAAGGACAACGAAUUCAUAUAUCACGAACAAGUGCCUGCUGGGAAGGAAUUGUCUCAGGUGCCAACAGAAAUUGCAAUAGGUAAAACGGAGUUACCUGUGCCCUUGUUGAAGGGCGAAGUGAAAGACUUAUUCACUGUACUCGUCCCACUGGGAGUUUUAGCAUCGAAGAACCAGGCUUGUGCUGUUCUUCGAUCGUUAGUCACAGCGGAAGUUCACCGGCUUCGAGAGGCAACCGACUCGCUCAAUGCUGUCAUGGUAUCUUUGAACCUUCCUGCUGCCAUCCAACUGACCGCCAACGAACAAGUUCAGAGUGGAUUGUUCGAGAACGUGGAAAAGAUAAGAAACCAGGGUGGCGUGGACCAGCUGCGUCAGCAUGUGUACUCCUUACCAGAAUCCGCCGAACGCAACCGUGAAAUUCUGAACCAACGUUUUGCGCCUCAACAAAACCCGGAUAUUUCUAUGCAUUUGACCAAAACGGACAUUCGACGUUCCGACCCAAAGCGACCCACUUCAGUUUCUCCACGUUUGUGUGCGUGUGAUCACACGCCUGAAGUGUUUGACCGUGAGCAGGGCUCCGCCAUUGAGAUUAACUUGCGUGUCGGGGUACCUGGAAUGGGGCAGGCAUCUCUAGGCGAUCGUAUCGAGUGCGAUUCACCGUCUGUUCCCACAGCAAUGGAAGAGGAGCAGUCACCUCCAAUGGCUACAGUCGUUUAUGUUGAAUCAUGCCAAUGGGCUAUCAAUCAACGCUUCAGUAUUGUGCUGCUCCACCGUGGCUGUGGACAGAAUGCAGAGGUAGUUAUAUGGGCACUGACUGGAUUUUGUGCACAGAGGAACAACCCACCCGAUUUCGUUGCCUUACAGCGCCUUUCGUUUCAUCCGGCCUCCUGUUUGGUUCUUCUUUACACACAAUAUUGUUUACUCAUUUCCUUCCAGCAACAAACCACUCUGGAUGAUGAAGAGAAGACGGACAAUAAUUUGAAACAACAGUUUGGAGAUCGAUGGACCCGUCAACCCUCUUCCAAACUAAAUGCACAGUGGCGUCAAGAUAUCGCAAAAAUGAUCGCUUUCCUAGGACAGGCGGCUGAAACGGACAAGAUGUUGGCCAAACGCUUCGAACAAGAUUUACCGAUGUUUGAACUACUUAGUAAAUCGAACGAUGAGAUUCUGGCUGCGAUUCGUGGAGAAAGCGCGGUUUCUGCCAGUUCACCUACUGGGAAUGAAGCUGCUCGAGAAGCUUUAGCGAGAACAUGCAGCCAAAUCGAAUCGCUCAAAGCCGAUCGAAACAGCCUAACCGACCAGAUGAAUGCCAUGAAACUCUCGGAGGACUUCUUGAAGAAACUAAUGGACAUUUAUGCAGCAAACAACCAAGUGACAGAACAGCAAAUAUUGGAUCUGUUGAAUGCUGAAUUGGAAGGAUCACGUGAGUGUGUUCGGGCCAGUGAGAAACAUCAAGAAGAUCUAUUGUCUGAGCUUCAAACCAACUAUGAGGCCUACUUUGGCAGGCAAAAGUCUAAUAAUGAGAGCGGUCUAGCUACUCGACUGACCGCUGCGGUGGACACAUUCCUUGCUUUGGACAAGGAUGUGAAAUCUGGAAUGCAGUUCUAUGCCGAACUGACCGAACGAUGUUUGAAGGUCCAGCAAAAGAUUGAUGACUUCUGUCUGGCACGAACAACGGAGAAGACAGAGCAUCUGGCCGACCUCACAACUAGUUUAGGACGCGUGAACAUCUCCGAAGCCCCGAGUGCUCCACCAUCUACUACGACGACCACAGCAUCUGCCCCGAAUCGGCCGCCACCUACAUAUACCCAACAACCCACUCCUCCGGUAAACCAACCGCCCGUUGGGGGCACUGCUCCACCCAUGAGCAUGCCUCCAGGACAACCUGGCUACGGGUGGCCGCCUCAACCUCCUGUUGGUUAUGGUGGAAUGAUGCCCCCAUAUCCUCAGUACGGCGUGCAUAUGCCGUCCUAUUCACCCUAUGCUGGUGUUGAUGACGAUGAUGACGGAAUGCGUAACACAUGGCCUGUCACCUUCUCUAGCAACGCUAGACGCAUUCCUCGAGUGAAAUACCAUCGAGGCUCCUUGCAGUAG